AUGUCUGACGUGUUUGAUAUAAUAGACUAUAUUAAAUCAUUAAAAAAGGGAUUUGAUAAUGACUUGUUUCAAAGUAAAAUAAAUGAACUUGCAUAUAUUGUGGAAAACGAUGGCUUGGAAUAUGAAGCUUUCCAUACUUUGUUUAAAGUUUGGUUAAACUUAAGUAUUCCUAUUACGAAAUGGAUGAGUUUGGGUUCGUGUUUAGUGCCUCAAGAAAGGCUGGAGCCACGAACUGUCGAAUAUUCCUUACGCUGGAUACUGAAUUAUGCUGUGAAUUCUGAAAAUGAGAUCACCUUUUCCAGAGUAGGCUUUUUGCUUGAUUGGUUAACAGCUGCUUUGGACAGUGACUCAAUAGAUAUAGAUGAACUGAACUAUGGAUAUGAAUUGUUUUACUAUAUGUUAGCAUAUGAAGCUUUGACACCUCAUGUUAUGAAACUGGUAUACAAUUUAACUAAACCAGGUGAUGUUACUAGAAGGAAAGUUCUUGAGCUGUUAAACUACGCUAAAAUAAGAGAAGGAAAAAAGAACUUAUAUCGCCAGCUCCAAGUUCUUUUAGGACUGUUCAAAUCGUAUAAACCGGAGUGUGUGCCAGAAGAUGUUCCCUCCAUAUCUAUACAUGCUUCUUUUAGAAAGAUAAGCCCAACUUUACUAAACCGUUUCAAGAGGUGUCAGAAUAACAGAAAUUCUUCUGACAAGAUAAAGCGUCAUUUGUUAUGGACCAAUCCAUUUAAUUUUGAAUCAGGAAGAAAUAAGAAAGCGGAUCCUUUGGUGCCAAAUAUGGAGUUUAUUAAUAUUGGUUCCAAGCAGUAUGCCAAUCAAGGUUCGCAGAAGAAUUAUCUUGAUUUUUCAGACAAAGUAUCUCUUCUUGAGUACAGCGUGCAUCAUGUAACAAGCCGGCCUGCGCGACUUCGCGCAUUGUUAUGCAAUACUAGUGGAAUUACGUUGCUCGCAUUAGCUUCCGAUUCUGAGCAAGCUUUCUUCUCUCAUGAUCUUCACCACCUUCUUAACAAUUGUUUCCUUGAUAUAUCUCCUCAUAGUUAUGCCGAGAAACGGGACCUAUUACGUAGGCUGGCAAUAUUUCAACAGAGAAUUGUGCAGGGUGUUCCUGUCAUCACAAGGUUUCUUGCUCAAUUUUUACCAUUCUGGAAUGAAAAGGAUUUCUUUGCUGAGAUAAUGGACCUAAUUGAAUGGAUAAGCGUGGAUUUUUCUGAAUACAUUGCUUCUAUUAUGGAGUCUCUAAUGAAGAUUUACUACAGAGCGCAACCACUGGAACAAUGCGCUAUACUCAAAAGUUUAUCUGCAAUGUAUUGUCAUCUUGUGUACACUAGCACACGUAAACAACGAUAUUUUAUGAGCGUGCAAUCAUCUCAGACUGACUAUCCCCAAAUCUUACGUAGGGUUGCGUCAAACCUAAAUGACCUCUAUAACAAAGGAUUACAAAUAAAUCCAGAGGAAGUCUGCGUGCAGCUGAGCAUUGGCGUAGCGUUGGAGCGGUGCGCGCGCGCGGAGCUAACCUGUGCGCGGGCGCCGGCCUGCGUGCCGCGCGCGUUCCCGCUCGCGCUCCCUCUCGCCGUGGCGCUGCUGGCGCCCUCUUCUGGGCUGCUAGACAACCUAGCCACCCUCAUUAUGCUGUACAGGAAAAUCUCAUCAAUAAGAGCGAAGGACAAAGGACAGAAAAGCAGCCUGGAUAUUGAACAACUUCAAGUUAUACAAGCCUACACUUCGGAUAUGAUAUCGUGUUUAUACAACGAAGAGUUCCUAAGUGGCAGAAAGGACGGAUUUAUUUUCAACAGGUUGCAUCCACAGACUGUUGAGAAACUUAGUCAUAUAAUACCGGAUGUUGACUCCAAAUUGAGUAUACGUAAUCAUUUAGCGUUCGCGCCGUAUAUAUACGACACGUUAGACAAGGAAGAGAUGGAGAAUUUAGAUACAGACAUCAUUUUAUGGUUUAGUACAGUUAUUAACCAACGAUUUACAAGCUUGAGCAAGUUCUUGAUGACGGCCGUCCCGCAGUUGAGAGGAAAUUUUUAA
Molecule: messenger RNA, 2031 nt
Organism: Parnassius apollo (apollo)
Lineage: Eukaryota; Metazoa; Arthropoda; Insecta; Lepidoptera; Papilionidae
Source: the annotation of a GenBank genome assembly